Messenger RNA from Phycodurus eques (leafy seadragon), 5829 nucleotides. RefSeq names its product ENAH actin regulator (gene enah). The coding region runs from base 431 to 2893 and encodes 820 amino acids. Gene Ontology annotation, molecular function: profilin binding; SH3 domain binding. The transcript is spliced from 14 exons. The record is from RefSeq and is a predicted model, not a curated record. Gene Ontology annotation, biological process: actin polymerization-dependent cell motility; axon guidance; actin polymerization or depolymerization. NCBI's taxonomy places the organism in Eukaryota, Metazoa, Chordata, Actinopteri, Syngnathiformes, Syngnathidae.
CGCAUACAGAGAGUAAUGCAGAUAAGCUGCAAGCGAAGAUAGGAAAGGGAGGCAGGGAGGGAGCCACGAACAGAUGAAAGACUGCAAGAUCAAGUGGGAUGCAAGCAAUCUGAGUUAGCUUUAGCACAGGCGAGAGACAGCCACUCCCCACCACCGUGGAACCUUCCGGAGCUGAGGCGAGCUGGGCUAUUUGCUUCCCCUUUGGGGUGUUUCCUCUACAUAGCAGCUUUCCCAUAGCCUCUGUCACGGAGCCCCGAGAGCGCAAGACCCUGUUGCCUGGAUACCUGGCUGGUGUUGCGGCUGCAGCGAGAAAGCCAGGACUGAAUGAACUCUGUGUAUGUUUGUUGGCGGUUGCUGCUGCCAUGGGAAGAGCACCGCUGACUCUUUCGACGGCUGGCUCGCUUUCUCACGUACUGGCUGACUUGCUGACAUGGCACGUAUGAAUAAUGAACAGAGUAUCUGCCAGGCACGAGCUGCUGUUAUGGUGUACGACGAUGCCAAUAAGAAGUGGGUGCCAGCAGGCGGCUCGACUGGCUUCAGCAGAGUCCACAUCUAUCACCACACAGGAAACAAUGCCUUCCGUGUAGUAGGGCGCAAGAUCCAAGAUCAUCAGGUGGUGAUAAACUGUGCCAUUCCCAAGGGACUGAAGUACAACCAGGCCACACAAACUUUCCAUCAGUGGCGGGAUGCUCGACAGGUCUACGGCCUGAACUUUGGCAGCAAGGAGGAUGCCAACGUAUUUGCCAGUGCCAUGAUGCAUGCCCUGGAAGUACUGAACUCCCAGGAGACAGGUCCCACAUUGCCCAGGCAGUCCCCCCAUGUUCAGAAUGGCCCCACACCAGAAGAAAUUGACCUCCGAAGAAGGCAGCUCCAGGAGCUGCAAAGGCAGAAAGAGCUAGAAAGGGAGCGCCAGGAACGCGAAUGUCAAGAGCGGGAGCGUCAGGAACAGGAGCGCCUGGAGCGAGAGAUGCAAGAGAGGGAACGUCAGGAACGGGAACGUCAAGAUCGGGAACGUCAGGAAAGGGAGCUUCGAGAAAGAGAGGUGCAGGCUGAGAGGGAGCGACUGGAGCGGGAACGUCAGGAGCAGCAGGAGCACGCCGAGCGUGAGCGGACGGAGAGGGAGAAGGUGGAGAGAGAGCGGCAGGAGAAGGAGCAGCAAGAGCUGUUGGACAGAGAGCAGCAAGACUGGGAAAGAGGGAGACGCAUCUCCAAUGCCGCAUUCGAAAGCACUCUGUACAGCCCCACUCCUCAGGAGUAUAGCAGGACAUCAUCCACGCCGGCAUCUCCAUCCACACAGACCUACCCAGCUCCCGGAGUCCUUUUAUCCUCAUCCACGACACCCCCCACGCCACCGCUGAGGCACUCGGCCUCCCGUUUUGCCACCUCGCUCGGCUCUGCCUUCCACCCGGUCCUUCCCCACUACGCCACUGUCCCAAGGAGACAGCAGGCGUUUGCCCAGGCGCCACCUCCUGCUCCUGCUCCAGUCCCCAGCCCUGCCACCGCGCCCAAGUCUGCGGUGUGUUCGGCAUACAACUUCACUCCCUUGCCCCCGUCACCACCGGUCAUGAUAAGCAGUCCACCAGGGAAGGCCGCAGGCCCACGGCCACUCAUCCCCAUCGCGGCCACCACCCCGCUUACCCAGAAGCCCCCCUCACCAUCUCCCAACGGCCCUCCUAUGUUUCCCGCACCAUCCCCGGUCACCAUCCUGCCACAUAGUCACCCUGUUGGCGUAGCCUGCCCAACCCCACCACCUCCGCCUACCCCGCCGCCAUUUGCUUCUCUCGCAGCAGCCCAUUCUUCUUCGUGCGUCUCGUCUCCCCCCUCCUCAUCCCAUGCUCCUGGUUUGCCCUCUCCCUCCACAGCGCCCUCCACUGCUGCAGUUGCUUCCACUGAGCACCUCAGCCUCCCUCUGGGCCUGGGCCCGUCAGGGCCAGGGGAGUCAGACACACCAGCAAGCCAAGAAACCCGCCGACUCUAUUUGGGGUCCUCCGAUCAGCCCCAGUCCCAGGACAUUGUGCAGCCAGUGGGGUUGACCACACCCACACCCACACCCACCCCUCCCCCACCUCCACCCCUGCCACCCAGCUCUACUGUGACAUCUGCGGCCGCCACCCCGGCCACCCCGCCGGCCGCCACCCCGGCCACCCCGCCGGCCGCCACCCCCACCACGCCAUCAGGACACCCUCCCCCGCCGCCGCCGCCUCCACCUUUGCCUCCUACAUUGACUCCAGCUGGGACACCUACUUCGCCACCCGGGCAACCUCCUCCACUUGGGUCCCCGACACCUCCCCCAGCACCUCCCCUUCCCGCUGGCCUCUUCUCUCCUGCAGAGGACCGCCCCAUCUCAGGCCUGGCUGCCGCCCUCGCAGGGGCCAAGCUGCGCAAAGUGCCAAGGAGUGAUGAUGCCGGAGCAGCUCUGGCAGCAGCCUUGUUGGGGACAGUUGGGACUGCGGGGGCCAAAUCGGAGCCCAGAGGCAAUGGCCCUCUACCUGGAGGAGGCGGGCUCAUGGAGGAAAUGAGCGCUUUAUUGGCUAGAAGAAGAAGAAUUGCGGAGAAGGGCUCUUCACCUGAACCCGACCAGAGAUCAGAGGAGGGUGAGGCAGCCACGAUCCCCAAAGUGUCAGCUUGUAGCACGCCAGACAUGCCCAGGAAGCCAUGGGAAAGAACAAACAACAAUACUAUGAAUGGUAGCAAAUCACCAGUUAUAGGAAGACCGAAAUCUACUCCAACGCCUACAGCAUCUGUAAGUGCCAACGGUAUGCCAACAGAAGCUGUUGACUAUGAUAGAUUGAAACAGGACAUUCUGGAUGAGAUGAGGAAGGAGCUGUCAAAGCUAAAAGAAGAGCUCAUUGAUGCAAUCAGGGAGGAACUGGGCAGGUCCAGUACAGCAUAGAUGAUACAUACUCCCUCUUCUACAAAUCCAAGCCCCCAUGGCCCAACUUUGGUCACGAGACAAGAUAAUACAGCCGGCCAGAACAAGAUAUCAACUUAGUAGCGGUGAUGACAAUGAAGACAACAACCACGUAUACCUGAGAGGGCGCGGUCUCUGGAGUGCGGCAUCAUUCUGGGUGAUGUUUGUAUAACUCUCAUAGAUGGGACUCCACUGCCUCACACUUUCCUCCACCCUCCUGCUGAGGACAUCGCAUCCUGGAGGACAGCAGUCUGAAAGAAAAGCGCAUGUCUUUAUGCAAAAAAAAAAAAAAAAAAAAAAAAGUUUUUGUCCUUUAAAAAAAAAAAAUUUAACUCUUCAAAGAUACUGUAAAGAUCAUUGGUGCAGAAGCAAAUCAGAAAUCGUUGUGGUGAUUUUUCUAUCAAAAGGCACGUUUUAUCAAGAAACAGGGAUGGAAAAUCUCCCCCACGCCUCCUCUCAUAAUGCCAUAGCAGUAGCGUGCGUGCGUGCGUGCGUGAUUCUGAACAAGUGCGAACGGUUAUGGACGGGGCGGUCCGCCGCUGCUGGAAAACUGUAAAGCUCGUCUUCCUCAAAUGCUAUUUGAACCUAAAUAUGUACAAAAAGAAGAGAUUAUUUUGAAAAACAUGCAUCUGUUUUGAGUCUAUAGAUUAAAGGCCAUAUCAAGUAGCUCCAUAAUCAUCAUCAUAAUCAUCUUAUUUGUUUCGGUUGAUUGGCAAGGGAGAGGCUGCAUGUCAGACAGCAGCCCCAUAGUAGCUCUCGACCAAACAAAAAGUGCUAUUUUGCUAACGCCCGUCAUGCUAUUUGAGCAUGGUCACUGUAGAUGGACUUUCACGUCCGACUGGCUUUGUGUCCCUCUCUGUCACGUUUAACAUUUCUUUUUUUUUUUUUUUUUUUUUUUUUCCCCCUUCAUAAAGUGGAAGGGUGACAAAUCUGCCAAGAAAAUGCAUUCACUCCCACAAGUUUAUGACAAGCAAUAAGUGUAGCAUCUGUUGUCACGCCCUGUCAAUCAUGUUUCUGUAUGGCCUAUCAGAGCUCUGUAUGGACAGAAAGAUGGCGUCCGAUGGUGUCACUGAAGAGCGUGAUUUCACGGAUCAACCUAAUUUAGAACUCCCUAUCCCCUCUCCGUAACGUCCAAUCGUACUGUGUCCUUAAGAUAAUUUGAUGUUAGAAGGAUUUUUGUCUGUUUAUUCAUUUUUCCACAAAACUACUACUAGUGUGCAUAAAUCUGUGUGUGUGGUGUCUUCAAGGAUUUCAGCGUGCCAUUCAGUCUUUCACCUGUGCUUACUUUUUUUAUUUUUUAUUUUUUAUUUGCCUCAAAGUGGCACAAGUCCAGAUAAUUUCAACAGAUUUUUAUUUAUUUUGUUCCAACUACAAGCUCAGAGUUGAAGAAUUUGUUUGAUGAGAGCCAAGCCAUGGUCCAAAAUAUACAGAUCACAGUUGCAAAAAAAAAAAAAAGGAGAAUAAAUCUCCAAUCUAUCACACAUAAAUUGUUUGGCGGUGGAUUAUACAUAAUGCAUGGUUAAGCCAUAAAUUUGUCACACACUGGGGACAUUUUAAGUUAAAGUGACUUUUUACUUGUUGAAUGGGUGUUUCAGCUGUAAGAUGUGGUAACAGAUAUUCAUAUACUGUUUUACAUUUUCACAAAAUAUUCCACAUCCAAACUUUUGCAUCCCCUUUUAUAGCCAUUGUUUUCAAUUUGCGAGUUGAUGGCUUUGAAUGGUCCCAAAAUAUCACGUUCCUCACAAAUGAUUCUUAUCCUUACGUUAUCAUUGAAACAUAUGUAACGCCAACUUUGGCGAACUCAACAUUUGGCUGGGGAACAAACUAUUUGGGUUUAAUAUUGUAUGCAAGACCAUGCCAUACAGGCUGAAGUAGCAACAAUUUAUAUUUGGAGGGAACAUUUAAAACUCUCAAACAUCUCAAAAAUAAUCCGCUUUUUUAUGCACCCUAUCUUUGAAAACGUUCAAGCCAAAGUAGCAAAGACGUACAGGUUUGAAUGAUCUUUGAAUACUUCAUCUUUCAAUCCAGUUUUAUUAUAAACAUCCACCCAAGAGGCCACCCGUGCUUUAGCCUUUUUCCGAUUGCACUUUAGUACGAAAACACAAGAGACGCAUUCAAACACAUCACGACUACUGUGCGGCUAUUUCUCGCCAAAGGACUCAACAAUCACGCUCAACGAAGUCGCCUUCCUUAUAUGUCAAUCAUGGAGAUUUCAAAGCAGAACCAUAUCUUCUAUUCACAGUACAUCCACUUAUUGGACAGGUUAAAUGUUACAAUCUCUGUUGAAUCCAUGUGGUUUGUGCCUUGUUCUGAAGUUGUUUUCAAAUCCAUAACUAGUAAUAAUAUUUGUCCGUCAAAUACACUUUUGUGAUUUUUUUUAGGGUGUAUAUGUUCCGUUGAAGGGAGAUCUCAAUGACCUUGUUACUGUUCCAGGGAACGUGUGUGCAACAAGAUCUGCUUUGUUGUUUCCACCAAGUUGAGACUUUUUGUUUUCUCCUUACCGCUAUAAAGUACAAUCAGACGUUGGCCUACAACGGUUAAGGGGAAUAUCUUUCACACUUAGUUUGAAAGAGAUUACGAGCCCCUUAUGCCAGUUAAAUGUGGUUAACAAAUUUGCUUUCCUCGCUUAAUUUGGAAUUGGGGCUAUGUCCACAUUCUUGUCAGUUUAAUGAUGGAAACGCUUGUUUGUGUUCAGUUAUAAUGCAGGGGAAAGGAAUUGUGAAUUUGCAAGGACUUUUUGAGAUUGGGGUUCCACGCUUUUGAAGGCACAGCAUGUUUCGAAGGGUGGGUUUCCAGACUUGUUCUUUUAGCAUCCACGUUGUGUCCUAUGCUGUGUUCAUGUGAAUUAGUCUUUUCUUACAUGCUAACAUUUUUUGUUUUGAUUGAGAAAGUGAAAUAAAAUUGCAAUACAAGACAUA